Messenger RNA from Aspergillus welwitschiae, 1823 nucleotides. Its product is annotated as putative pre-RNA splicing factor Srp2. Gene Ontology annotation, molecular function: mRNA binding. Gene Ontology annotation, cellular component: ribonucleoprotein complex; cytoplasm; nucleus. The record is from RefSeq and is a predicted model, not a curated record. The transcript has 7 exons. Lineage: Eukaryota; Fungi; Ascomycota; Eurotiomycetes; Eurotiales; Aspergillaceae. Bases 657 to 1562 code for a protein of 301 amino acids.
GCCUCUCCCAAUCAGUCCGCGCUUCUCCUCUUUUCCCUGCUGUGACCCGGUCGAUUCGCCCUCAAAACUCUCCUUUCUCCCUCGUCUCUUCUCUGAUCCUGCUGUCUCGCUCUCUUUGCCCAGCGCUUCCCUGGAUUCCCCGUGCUGCCGCUCUCCUUCUCCCGCUCAACCGGCUCUCCGUUACCUUCUAACCCUCUUCCAGUCCCGAUUGUGUGUGUGUCUCCGCGCGCGCGAAGGCCAGCUUCCAUCUGAGAGCUACUGGUUGUCUGGUUCAGCUGUCCCCUCAGCGUACCAAACUAUCCUCUCCUUGCUUCCCUAAUCAAUCAGGCCCACCGUUACCUUCUGGAACCGUUCUAUGGUCUCCUCGCAUUCCCCGGAUAAACACCAGGAACUAUCUCUCUGCUGAAUACCACCGCCAUCACAACUGCCAGCAUUAAAUUGCCCAGGAUAACGACCCGUUUGACCCCUCAAGGAUCCGUUUCCAUUUCAGUCGCCUGUGCCAUCACUGAAUCGGAAUCUUCUUGUUUGGGCCACAUUCCCGCAAGGCCAGAAGUGUUGCGAUUGCGAUUUGCUUGUUAGUCCGCCUGGACGGAUUUCGCCUCGACCAAUUGUGCGCGCUGUGCUAGUCUUACCUCUUUCACCAUCUACUAUCCGCCAUGACUGAAGUCUCGUCCACCCGACUCUAUCUCGGGAACCUCCCCCGCAAUGUGACCAAACAGGAUAUCGAGGAGCAUUUCAGCACCCAUGGUUCCGGAAAGAUUACAGAGAUCAAGCUCAUGAAUGGCUUCGGUUUCAUUGAAUAUGAGGAUGCGAUGGAUGCUAGAGAUGUUGUACCCGCCUUCCACGGUAGUGAUUUCAAAGGCGAGCGCCUCACCGUGCAAUUUGCCCGUGGACCGCGCCGCAAGGAGAACUUCCCUGGCCCAAUGGACCGUCCCAAUAUGCCUCGUCCGCGUCGCACGAUCUUUCGCAUGAUGGUUUCUGGACUCCCGGAAACAAGUUGGCAGGAUCUUAAAGACUUUGCACGUCAAUCUGGCUUGGACGUGGUUUACUCUGAAACUGGCCGUGAACUCGGCAGAGGAUUCGUGGAGUUUGAAACCGCCAACGACCUGAAGACGGCCAUUGAGAAACUGGAUGGACGUGAAUUCAAAGGCUCCCGCGUCACUUGCAUUGCCGAUAUUCAAACUUACCCGGAUGAACGUGCCAUUCGUGACCCGUACCGGUCUCGAUCCCCGCGUCGGAGCUACCCUCCCAUGGAUGAAUAUGACCGGCGGUUCCCUGCGCCACGGGGAUACAGCCCCCGGGCUCACUAUCGGGAACGCUCCCCCAUCCCAAUCCGGAGGGACUAUUAUGACCGGGAUGGAUAUGGACGUCGUACUCCCCCCCGCCCUCGGAUGGAAGACUACCCUCCCCCGCGUCGUCCCUACGAUGACCCGUACGAUGUCCGCCCGCCACCACCACCUCGCCAUUAUGACGACCCCUACGCACCCCCUCGCCCUUAUGGACGGCCUCGCAGCCCACCCCGGGGCGAGUACAUGCCUUAUGACCGCCGCGGAUACUGGUAGUUGUCUGUAAUUAGCUCGUUGGUUGUGUUCCACUCAGCGCAUGGCGGAUACCCAUUGUGCAUGCUUUCCCCCCUUUGUUUUCUCUUGUUGAUUGGUUUCCCCUCUCAUGGCCGUUCCGGAUGAGUUGAUACCUCCCAUUUCGGAGUCAGCUUCUGGAUCGGACACGGCCCAAGAUACGAAUGUGUGUGUGUGUGUGUGUGUGUCAGAAUGACACGGACAACGGAACGACACUGGCGCUUGUUUUCAUCACUUGAUGUGACC